GCUUGUUGCUCCUGCAGAGUGCCCGCACACGUGUCACCCUCUUUUCUGCAGCCCUUCUCGCAUCACCAACAACGCUUGUGAAGUCUUCGACAACCGACAGCAAACGGACUCACAUCGCGCACUUCUAGCAUAACCCCAGUUGUUACCAGCAUGGCUUCCGGACUCGAGAUCGCAGGAGUUGUAUUGGGGGCCUUACCACUAGUCAUUGCUGCCCUCGAACAUUAUGCGACAGGCGUGCAGACAUUCAAGCGAUAUUGGUGCUACAAAGGAGAGUUCAGGUCCUUGCUUGUUCGAAUUCGAUCGCAACGCACUAUAUACCUUAACACCAUUCAAAGGCUGCUUACAGGGAUUGUGCGCGUUGAGCACAUGGCGAAUCUAAUGGAAGAUCCAGGCGGAGCCGCCUGGCACGAUCAACACUUGAACGACGAACUAGAGAAGCGGCUAGGUAGAGCAUACGAUGAUUAUCGUGACAACAUGGAAGCCAUGAAAAGCGCGUUGAAGACUAUGAUGAAGAAGUUGGCCUUGAACGCUGAGGGGAAGGUUCAAUGUCCCGAUGUCAACACCUUCCAUUACGAGUACCAACGGCUAAAAUUCAGCCUUAAAAAAUCCGCAUACGAAGAGCAGAUCACGCGUCUCACAACUCACAAUGCUACGUUAUCAACACUGCUGAAGCAGUCGCUUGAUCUGGAACAGUCACGGAAAGCUGUUGCAUGUCCGAACUUCAAAGCGUUGCAGAAUUAUGCGCGCGAAUUCUUCCAAAUCUUGCGAUCUGGAAUGCAAUGUACAAGCGGCUGCAUAGAUCAUGCAGUCAAUCUACGACUCGAAAACCGGAAAGCGAAAGACAGACAUGAGGAUCUGUCUCCCUUUCGUGUGGUUUUCACGCGUGCAUCAAAUGAGAAGUGGAAGGAGGCGGACGUUCGAUGCUUAGCGGAAGAGAUUCAACCCACAUCGCCUCCUACUUAUGUUCCGAUGAGUGGUGCAAGAUCCGGUAGCGUCAGGCAUACACGAUUCAGUCUUCCUGACCCCAACCAGCUGCAAAGUACUACUAUCACCGUAACGCAACCACGAACAACACUCAGUGCUGUUGGCACAGCUGGACUGACCUGCAUAACAGAUCUAUGUCAGACAAUGCAUCGACCACAAACUUUGGCGGCAGAUUCGUGCGUUGGGUACUUGCUCGAUUCAGCGGACCGAAAACAUGGCAUUUACCCUCGUCUUCAGAGUCCGGCCUCUACAGCACAGCCGCAAUGGUCAUCGUACUCGCUGGCUCAGGUGUUGACCGAGCCUUCAAUCAUCGGCCUACACCUCAGACAAGGUGAUAAGCUUGGCAUAGCAAUGUACUUGUCGUCGAGCAUGUUGCAGCUCUACGGAACACCUUGGUUAAAUGAGCAGUGGUGCAACAAAGACAUCUAUUUUGUUCACCAACCUGGACUCAAAAUGGCGGAAAUCUCUAAGCGACCAUACGUCUACCGCGAACUAUCAGCCGCAGCCGCCAGCCAAGCAGGCCAGAUGCAACUUGCUCCUAGUCUGAAGUCCAGCAAGACAUUGUUCAGUCUCGGAACUGUGCUAAUUGAGCUCUGGUAUGGCAAGCCAAUUGAGCAGCUUGCAGCAGAGCGCAAUUUUCAAGGCACACAUGACUUAGCCUGGUACACAGCAGAGCGGCUGAUCCAAACAGAUCUUCCGUACGAAGCUGGAGCGCUAUACACUGACGUGGUGAAGCGAUGUAUACGAUGCGAAUUUGGUCCAGUGAACAUAGAUCUUAGCGAAGACAGCUUCCAGAAGAUUGUGUUCGAUAGAGUUGUCGAGCCCCUGGAGACGGCUUUCAAACAAUUCAAGGGACUAACUCCUGAAUACGCUUGAGUAGAGUUGUUAAGCAUCAAUGCUCAACUUGGAUAGUCAGGAGUUGAUUAGACUGCAAUCUAUCUGUAAUCCUGUCUUACUUGCAGACUCUGCACUUCAAGUUAUCCCAUAACUCCCUUGUAUUGUUGAAACUUGAAGCUACCUAUGUUCUUGUAUACAUAACUUUUGUAACUUCCUUUCAUUGAAAAAUAUCAUGUACCCAGUAUUAGCCAUGUGCAGCUACCUGG
Molecule: messenger RNA, 2087 nt
Organism: Boeremia exigua
Lineage: Eukaryota; Fungi; Ascomycota; Dothideomycetes; Pleosporales; Didymellaceae
Exons: 2
Coding region: 151-1860 (569 amino acids)
Source: RefSeq, a predicted model, not a curated record